AUGAUGACAAGGAUCGAGGUUCAGAGCGCACUUCUAGUGGCAUCUGGAUUCGACUCGCCGCAUGACUGGCAUGACCGAGGCAGCCAAAUGUGGCUGCUGUGUGAGAGAGAGAGAGACCGGCUCAACCGAAAAUUGCAAACGGACCUUCGAAAAGCUUCCAUUCACCAUCUAAGCGAAAGGCUGUUGUCCCUGCCUAACUUUCCAGCGAAUUCUUUGGAUCGAGAGAUCUUUCUGACACUGAGACCGAGCUCCGAUCUCCCGAUUGGUCGAGGGAACCUAACAUUUCAGUAUAUCGCGCUUCCACGUCUUCAGUUGUUUCGCGUGCAGCAGAGCAACGAGUGUUGGUCUCCAAAGCCGAUUUCUUCUUGGAUAUGUUGUACGACUGCGCUCACCGCUUACUGA
Pseudozyma hubeiensis SY62 is the source of this 402-nucleotide messenger RNA. RefSeq lists its product as hypothetical. The record is from RefSeq and is a predicted model, not a curated record. The coding region runs from base 1 to 402 and encodes 133 amino acids. The transcript has a single exon. Lineage: Eukaryota; Fungi; Basidiomycota; Ustilaginomycetes; Ustilaginales; Ustilaginaceae.